Pogonomyrmex barbatus (red harvester ant) is the source of this 2902-nucleotide messenger RNA. RefSeq names its product xylosyl- and glucuronyltransferase LARGE1. Gene Ontology annotation, cellular component: Golgi apparatus. Lineage: Eukaryota; Metazoa; Arthropoda; Insecta; Hymenoptera; Formicidae. The record is from RefSeq and is a predicted model, not a curated record. Gene Ontology annotation, biological process: protein O-linked glycosylation via mannose. Gene Ontology annotation, molecular function: glucuronosyltransferase activity; xylosyltransferase activity.
GCAUCGGCGUUUUACGACAGAGCUUCGGUCGCGUGGCGGUAGUUGCGGCACGUCGUUCCGCGGUGACGCGACGUUGCGUCAUUUGGCGGCGAAGCGCGCUUUCUUACGUUCGAGGGGUAGGAGGGGGGAAGAGGCUAUCAUCUUACCGUGGCAUCGUGGACUAAUUGCUGAUAAUUUACACCGGCGCUGGUGACAAUAACGGCGUCAUCGCGCCUCAAGAGGGAAAGAGUGCACGACACGUCCGCGUGCGCGCGUCAGCCAGCGCGUCCCGCUCCGCGGAGAAACCGCGGUGGCACUUCCGCCUGUUCCCGAGGAACUGCGCUGCCGGAUGCACGGAACGGGAGAGACGAUUGUCGAGCUGGCGCUGGUAGGUACCGAGCGAGUUGGAUGAAUGAAAAGUUUACGCAUCUAUUAAUAAUGCCCCGCACUACCAAGAUAUUAUUAGGCACUGAUCAAAUUUAUCGUGUGCAAUGAUGGUCUUUUUACAAACUGGCUUUGCUAUUUCGCACGUUCGCAAGUUUGCCUAUAAUUAGACGAAACUUUACUCAGCCUUUCCUUAUCAGAGGCAUCGAAGAUAAUGUUCCUCUGCAAAUCGCAAAUUCCAACGUCUAGUCUAAUUUAUUCGCGGCAUCAUAUCACGAAUUGGGAAAUAUGUGCGGCACAUUGCAAUGGCUCGAUCAUGGCUAGGAUGUCUGUGCGGUGUCUUAGUACCAUCCGUGAUCUUUUAUCUGUACCUGCUGUUGAACGGUAAUUUUCCCUCCGCGGAGAUAGGCAAAUCGAGCGUCGGAGGGAAGUGGCGAUCGCUAUCGGUGGGGGUGGAGAGAUCGAGUUUGCGGGCGGAAGAACGCUCUCCCGAACGAUCGCAGUUAAAAAACAAUUUUGAGGUGAAAUGCGACACGAUACACGUAGCCAUGGUGUGCGCCGGAUACAAUUCAACCUUCGCCCUCGUAACCGUAGUGAAGUCCAUUCUGUUUUAUCGCACGAAUCCGUUGCAUUUUCAUUUGCUCGUCGACGAAAUUGCGAGGAAAACGCUCUCGACUCUGUUCCGAACGUGGGAUUUGCCACAUGUCAACGUAACGUUCUACAAGGCUGAGAUUUGGGUGCCGAGGGUUUCAUGGAUACCGAACAAGCACUAUUCGGGGGUGUAUGGUCUUCUGAAGUUGAUACUGCCGGACGCGAUGCGAGAGGACAGAGUGCUCGUGCUGGACACGGACGUGACCGUUUUGAACGACAUGCAGCCGUUGUGGAAGAUGUUCGAGAGUUUCUCGGCUGGUCAGACAUUAGGUCUGGUCGAGAAUCAGAGUAACUGGUACGUAAAGGCGUUGUCGUACGGGCAGCGCCCGUGGCCGGCUCUAGGUCGUGGAUUCAAUACCGGCGUAAUGCUGAUGCACCUGCGACAUUUACGCGACGGAAAGUUCGCGAGCUCCUGGGAGAGCAUAACCAAACGCGUGCUCAGAUAUAUACCAGAGACCAGCCUGGCCGACCAGGACGUGAUAAACGCGGUGAUCAAUGAGCAGCCGAGUAUCGUGUACAAGAUAGAAUGUACCUGGAAUAUACAGUUGAGCGAUCACACGAUAAGCGACACGUGCUAUCGUGACACGAAUCGCAUAAACAUUCUCCAUUGGAAUUCUCCGCGAAAGCAAGACGUUCACAAUAAGCACGUUAACGAGUUUCGAAAAUUGCAUCGGGUCUUUCUUGAGAUGGAUGGCAAUCUGUUACGAAAGCGCUUAUUCGGCUGUGACAAGCACGAGAGCGUGCUUCCAUACAACGAGUCGAACCCUUGUCGAGAAUUUGAGAAGGGCGCUACUCUUCUGUAUCGUACACAUCCUUUUCUUCUCGAAUACGAAUACAAUGUAUAUUCGCCGACUGACGUUGCCCUGGUCACUCAGUGUAGCGUCGAAAGGAUACCACUAUUGGAAGCAUUAUCGAAACACUGGCCGGGAACUAUAAGCGUUGCGCUUUACUUGACCGAUGCGGAGGUUCAGAAUUUCCUGGAUUUCGUGCGGAGCUCCGCGGAUUUGCGGACAAGAAGAAACAUUGCUUAUCACGUCGUGUACAAAGAUGGGGAUCUUUACCCUAUCAAUUAUUUAAGGAACACUGCGAUGUCAUACGUACCAACUCCAUUUGUCUUCCAACUUGAUGUCGAUUUUUUGCCGCAGUUUGGAUUGUAUGAAAAUGUUAUGAAUUAUAUUAACCUAUUAAAGAUCAACGAAUCGGACAAAGUAGCUUUGAUCGUGCCAGCCUUCGAAACUGAACGUUAUAGGUUUACGUUUCCCGCCAAUAAAGAGGAACUACUGAAGUUUCUUAAACGCGGUAUUUUGUACACGUUUCGCUAUCAUGUUUGGACACAAGGACAUGCUGCCACAAAUUACAGCUUUUGGCGAAAUAGCACGGAGCCUUACCAAGUUUCAUGGGAGCCGGAUUUCGAACCUUACAUAGUAGUUUCGAAAUCCGCUCCGCGAUACGACACGAGGUUUGUUGGAUUUGGUUGGAAUAAAGUUUCCUAUGUGACCCAUUUAACGGCGCUAGAUUAUAAAUACAUUGUUUUACCAGAUACUUUUAUUAUUCAUCGGCCUCAUGCUCCUAGCUUAGACAUCGGUAAAUUCAGAACAGAUUCUGUUUAUAGAAGAUGUCUUAAAAAAUUAAAAGAUCAAUUUGUUGAAGAAUUGGUAGCAAAAUAUGGCGAGACUGCAUUGUCGAAACUAAAGAAAGAAACCAAAGAAGAAAAAGCCUAAGAAAUUAUAUAAUGUUUAAUGUUAACGUAUAAUUUUGACGCAUAAGAUAUAAUGAAAUGUAUGAAUUCAUUAUAUUUUUACUAAAAAUCUCUAUAUUAUGAAAUGAUCAGAAAAAUCUAUGUAUUGCAGCUAUUUUCUUAAUAAAAUAUACAUUCUUUUAAAUAAAA